AUGCUACCGUAUGGCACACUGUGGAAGCUGGACCAGAUGCUGCACCCGGCUGGGCCGCCGCAGCGUCGUACGGUCGCGCUGCGCCGCCGCCAAGCGCUCUUCUUGUUCUUCUGGGGGAUUUUUCUCGUGUCAGUUUUCCUAGUUCCCUUUCACUACGCCGCACUGCGGCGCUUGCGUAUCGACAGCGAGCGCGAGCUGCUUGGACUGGUGGUACCGACGGUGGAUCUUGAGCAACUCCACAGGCGCCAGGACCAGGCGGUGCAGCGGCUUAGAGCAUGGACUACAGCGCGCUGGACAGACAGUCACCCCGAGCGAAGCGGAGACGACAGCAUCGGUGACGCUGACGUCACCGCCGACUUUGCGCUGGCCUUUUACUUGCAUUCAUCGUCACGCACGCGCCUCGACGGCGUCUUUGCGCACCCAUACGUCCGGGCACUCGCUGGAGGUGGAGUUGGAGUGCUGUGGCCUCGCCUCGGCGACGCUGCAGAGACACCCGACGCGCUGCAGCACUUAUCACGCGCUCGUACACUGAGUGAGGUAGCGGUGGAUGCUGCGCAAGACGCAUCAAAGCGGGCAAAAUGCUUGAUUGCUCUGCGGCGCAAUCUCCUGCAGGUAGGCGCCAGUGACACCAAAAGCGAAGAAAAAGCCGACCUGAUCAAUGCGCUGCAGGCGACGCUGUCAAAAGAGGCGGAGCUUUACCGCAUCGAUGUUGGUAGGCCGUCCGAUGCUGGAAAGGUGGCAGUCGAGGCCGGCGAUUGGCGGGCAGCGACGGAAAAAGUACUGGCUACGCUCCUCUUGUGGUUGACGAACCGGCACACACGCAGCCACACGCAGGAGGAAGUCAUCAGCCGCGCCUUGGCCGCGUGUCAGGCGCCGCUCUCUCGCACCCUACGCACGAGUUUUGACUGGGGUGCUAUACCUGACGUCUCGCAUGCCACGACAACCAUCGCAGUCGCCGUGCAGGAAGAAGAGACAGCACCGCAGUAUCUGUGUCUGUGUAGCCAAUACGGCGUGCAGCCCCCAGCUGCUUUGGUAGAGCCGAGCAGCGGCACCGUCACCCCGCUCUUCCUCGUAGACCCUGCUCGACUCGAGGCAAGCGCGCAAACGUGCGCUGACGCUUGUUUGCGUGGUGGGUAG
Molecule: messenger RNA, 1137 nt
Organism: Leishmania braziliensis MHOM/BR/75/M2904
Lineage: Eukaryota; Euglenozoa; Kinetoplastea; Trypanosomatida; Trypanosomatidae
Exons: 1
Coding region: 1-1137 (378 amino acids)
Source: RefSeq, a predicted model, not a curated record